This is a messenger RNA of Ceratina calcarata, 356 nucleotides long. RefSeq names its product riboflavin kinase-like. NCBI's taxonomy places the organism in Eukaryota, Metazoa, Arthropoda, Insecta, Hymenoptera, Apidae. The transcript has 3 exons. Gene Ontology annotation, cellular component: mitochondrion. The annotation marks the transcript as partial. The record is from RefSeq and is a predicted model, not a curated record. Gene Ontology annotation, biological process: FMN biosynthetic process; riboflavin biosynthetic process. Gene Ontology annotation, molecular function: riboflavin kinase activity.
GAAUAAGCAACGACUCUGAAUACCGGCCUAUGCAACUGUUAUAUUCAGUGUGAAAUUUGUUUUCUUUGUAGCAAAUCUUGAAGACAAGGUGGUAAACGGUUUACCAGAUGAUUUUGAUACCGGAAUUUAUUACGGAUGGGCUUCUUUAAACGGAGAAACUUAUAAAAUGGUUGCGAGUAUCGGUUGGAAUCCAUUUUACAAGAAUGAAAAGAAGACUGUGGAGAUUCAUGUACUGCAUACAUUUGAAAACGACUUUUAUGGAAAAGAAAUUCAAGCAAUUUUCACGGGUUUUGUAAGACCGGAGAAAGAUUUCACGUCCGAAGCGGAACUGAUCAAAGCAAUAAAAAGCGACAUUG